Messenger RNA from Paramuricea clavata, 24551 nucleotides. The record is from the annotation of a GenBank genome assembly. Lineage: Eukaryota; Metazoa; Cnidaria; Anthozoa; Malacalcyonacea; Plexauridae.
AUGAGAUUAUUUGAAAGGGUAGUUUAUAAACAGGAGAUUGCGUCUGCAUUCAAAUCCGUGAUCGGACGAGAUCAAUUUGCUUAUAAAGAGGGAACAAAUACUACCGAUGCUCUGAUUAUGUGUUUGCAUCAUUGGCUCAAGUGGCUGGAUGAAGGUGCAUACUCUGUUAGGGUAAUAUCAUUUGACUAUAAGAAAGCGUUUGACUCGGUAUCUCAUAACAUUAUUUGUGAAAAAUUGAAAACACUCGAAAUUAACCCGUAUACUAUAAACUGGAUUAUUAGUUUUCUGGCCAACAGAAAACAAAGAGUUGUUGUUGAUGGCAUAGAAACUGUUUAUGUUGAUAUUGACAAAGGCGUACCGCAGGGUACGGUUUUGGAUCCCUUUCUAUUUUCGUUGAUGGUUAAUGAUAUAAAACCCAUGGAUGCGCAAAACAACCUAUUGGUUAAAUUUGCUUAUGAUAUAACAACAAGUGCUCCAGUAAAAUCAGGAUCGGAUUCUGCUGAGGCUGAGGUGGAAAGCAUUCAGAAUUGGUCGGAAGCAAAUCAAAUGACAUUAAAUAUUUCUAAAACGUGGGAAAUGGUUGUGCACGGUGGGUCUAUGAAACCGUUACCGGCACCGAUUGUAGGCAUUGAACAAAAGAGCUGGUUGAAAUUAUUAGGUGUCACAUUUCAGGAAAAUCCAUGUUGCUGGGAUCUUCAUAUCGAUGAUCUUCUGUCGAAGGCUAGUGGGCGUAUGUACAUAUUGAGAGUGUGUAGAUGCUAUAUGGUUACUCUGCAGAUCAGCUAAGCAAAUUAUUCGAUUCGCUAAUCAUGUCACUCUUUUACUAUUGCAUUGAAGUGUGGGGCUCUGCACUCCAAAAGAAAUAUUUGGAUCGUAUAGACAAGUUUUUCCGGCGGGCUUAUCGUUAUGGAUAUACGACAAAGAGUAUUAAGAUAUCUGAAGUGAUCGAGGAGAGAGACAGAAAAUUAUUUAGCAAAAUCGUAUCGAAUCCAGAACAUGCCCUACAUGAAUUGCUUCCUGUGUGUAAACAAAGGAUUUUAAGACAAAGGGAACAUAACUUUAUUUUACCUCAAAUUAAAAUGGAACGAUUUAAACGAUCCUUCAUAAAUAGAUGUCUUUUUAACUAUUUUUAACUUUCAUAUAAUUAAUUAGGAUAGGUCAAUUUUUUAACUGUAAUAAAUAGGAAUUUGAUAUUUGUAAAGUUGCACGUCUGUUGUGACUCUAGACAUUAAAGACUUUGAUAAUAACUCAGCAAAAUUCACUUACACUCCCCUCCCCCAUUCAAAGAGGUCCCCUGGUUGCAUCCCCAUCAGUUCGAAGUUUCUAUGGUUUGAACUAUUUUCUGCUGAAGCAUGUUGUUGUACAAUAUUUAGGAAACUUAGGUUUUAUUAUUAUCAAGUAAUCAUUGAAUACAUACUGUAUGCCAUUAAAAACAGGCAAUCAGACAGAUAUUUGGUAUGGUAAACUGACCAAUUAAAUAUUAAAAUACUUGCUCCACAUGUCAUAUUUCAGGUUAGAAAAGUCACUCUUAUGCCUGGCCAUGGAAUUGGACCUGAAAUUUCUGAUGCCGUAAAAGAUGUUUUCAGUGCCGCCGAGGUAGGGAAUUUCUAUACAGGUGUAUGUACCACAGAAUACCACGGUACCACAGAAUACCAGUCUUAUUUAUUUCUUAUAUAAAAUUUGAAGGAAACUGCUAUAAACUUUAUAUUUGUGAUUAUAUAUUAGUUUUAGUCUUAAUUGACAUAUAAAAACAAAAAAUGUAUAUUUUCUUAAAAAUAAUAAGGAUUAAACAAAAAGUAACAUUUAUAUUUUUGGUACUUUUUUUCGCAUAAUGCCUAUAAAAUCCGAAUGUUUAAAAAUAAGUUCGCAAACCAGCAUAAUUUAUGUUGAUCAAUACUUUUUCUAUGCAAUGCAGCAUUUUUACUACACUGGAAUCACACAGUGUAAUCAAUUUUACCAUUGAAAAACUGAAUUUUUCAAAAAUAUUGAUAAACCUGGUAUUCUUUGGUUAUACCAUUGGUAUUCUGUACUGAUCUUAGUGUUUAACUUUCACUAAAUUAAGUUAGCAAUAUCCCACAGUAUUAUCAUACAACAUGACACACCAAAUCCUGGUACAAUUCGAUAAACUGUUGCUUACUGCACUGGUAUUCUGUCAGUGGUACAUUGGAUUUUUUCCACAGAAUAUUCAUUUAAAAAUAAAAUAAUUGCUAUGAAAUCUUGCCCCAAAACCCCCAGGAAGAAAAAAUAUAUCGAUAGACUAUACUAAAAAAUAUUAAGGAACCAUAUUAUAUACAUUAGACAAAAGAUAUGGAACAUGUAAAUUUUGGUGGUAUUCUGUGGUACAUAUACACCUGUAGCACACAUUUAUAUGUGGAUAUGAUCAAUUGCGCUUCACAGUUUACAGUACACCAAGUAUUACACUUACCUAGCCACACACUUUACCUGGACUAUUUUUAUCUUUACAACAAUUGUGAUAUUAAUUUUUUAACUGUGUUUAUCCUAACCCACCCUGUCAACUUUCCCUGUGGGGGGAAACCGGAGCACCCGGAGAAAACGAACGACUUUCGGCAGAGCGUUGACGGACUCUUUUCACAUGAGUUUGUAGCGAGAAUCAAACCCACAAUCUCUGAGGUGAAAGGCGCUUCUCAACCUUCUACCCAGGGUCUUGGGGGACCCUGGUAGACGCUGGUCACGUGAUCUGCAGAUUUUUAAUUGGCAAUCCAAGAUGAGGUCAAUAAAUAUUUGAUAUUUGGAUAAUUUUUGUAGUUUAAUUUAUAUUUUGUAUGAUUGUCGUAAAGGAAUCCAAGAUAGUUAAUUUGAAAUCUGCUAGAUUUUAGCAGAUCAUGUGACCAGCGUCUACCUGGGUCUUUUCUCGCAAAGAGGAAAGAGCCUGGGUACGAGGUUGGGCGCUUCUCUGACAACUACGCCACCAGAGUGAAUAGAAUUAGCCUUUCUCCAAAAGAGAUCACAGUGCAUUCUGGGAUUGUUUGGAGGGACAAAAUAUAUGGUCAUCACAGAGGUAUCUACCAUCAGAUAUCAACUUUUUAGACAACCAAAAAUGAAAUAUCAAAUAUCUUCUUUUUACAUUAAAAAUUUAAUUUAAAUGCGUGCUGCCAUAUUUCUUGUCCCUCCAACAUGGGAUUCGCGCGACUAGACCCAGGACUUUGGGAAAUGGCUAAUUAGUAAAUGUACACACAGGGUGAAAAAAUGGACUGGGACAAUUGCGCACCUGACAUUAAUAUGGUGUGUGAUAUCCCAUGUGCCGAUACAAAUGCACAUGGCCAGGCUUGUUCAGUUUAUUAUUUGUUUUAAAUACGAGCAUGAACUUUCUGUCAAUUCUUCAAGGUUCCAAUAGCAUGGGAAGAGGUGAAUGUGGAGCCUAUCAUCUUGCCAAGUGGAAAAACCACUGUUCCACCACAAGUUAUAAAAUCAAUCAACCAAAACAAAGUUGGAUUGAAAGGUACACAAAAUGCAUGUGCAGUCUUAUAUGAUGAAUGACAAAGGGAAAUCAAGGGGUGGGGUACUCUAGGUAGAAGUUACUAAGAGCACGAGUAACUUAGUAACACAUCAGAUUUACACAAUAUAAUUAAUUGCUAAUUAAGGUGAUUCAUCAGUUUGCAUUGCGCAUAUCUAAUAACAAAUCCUAGCUAAUAUAUAUGUAGUCGAACUGCAAUGUAAAGUGAUAAAGAAAGAGUAAAGGCAAAGAGAAAAACACUCCGCAUCGAUUAGGCGUGCUUCAGAGAAUAUACAAAAAUGGCAGGGCUCGCUGUGCAAGAAGACCCGUGACCCUACUUUUUAUUUUAUAUUUUUGUUCUUCUAUACGCUUUAGGCCUACAUGUCAUAUCAGAAAAUAAGAGAAAACUCACUUCUACAACUUAUAAUAUUUUACAUUUUUCGCGCAUGCUUCCCAAAAUAACAUGUCUGAGAAGAUGGGAAAAGACAUCUUUGCACCACGACAAUGCACGCCAAUGGUUUUUGAUUCGCUAAAAUACCAUGUUUUGUUGUAUAUAAAGUCACUAGACAGACAUUUUUAAUAGGAUCCUUGUUAAAAACGGUUGAGCAAUUGCGAUUGUUCCUGUAACUCGUAUAUAAAAGGGCCAAGUCUGUCAAGGUGGCGUCGUACGGGGGAAAAUAUGGCAUAUUGCACUUGUCAUAUCUUCGAAACGACUUCGGUGAUCGCAACUUUUUUUCUGUUUUUACUAUGAGAGCAUAUCAUAAACUUCACCUCUGGAAAGUUUCAGCAUAUUCUCAUUUCCAGAACAAUUACUGGUGAAUCACCUUGAUUACAGUUUUUAAUACCUUGGAACGUUUGCUGGUCACAUGGUACUUGGCUGAAAACAAAGAAGUACCAGACCGUAACAUUGGCGUACCUACGCAGUACUUAAGUCAGGGGUGGAUCCAGCAAGGUUUUUCUAGAAGGGUGCUGGGUGAGCAGCCGAUUGUUUCUUUAUAAUUCUUUAGGGGGUGGUGGGAGAGCAUUCAAAUGAAUUGGCUUCCUAACGACAUCAGCGCCGAAGGCGCAAGUUCCCUAGGGGAUCCAGGGGUAUGCCCCCUGGAAAAGUUUGAAAAUUAGAACCCUAGAAAUGCCAUUUCCUGCAAUAUGGGCAUUGAAUUAUGAGCUUCAGUUUGACUUCAAAAAAGGAAAAACCUUGGAAAUUGUGCCAUAUUUCUGACCCCCCCCCCCCCUAUAAAUCCACCCCUGCUUAAGUAUGCGCAUCCUGCUAUAGUACAGAAUGCUUAAUUAUUUUAAGUUAUUGCUUGUUGUUUUUAGGUCCUAUGGAAACAAAGAUUGGAAAAGGCCAUGUCUCUUUAAACCUCACCUUACGAAAGUAUGCUGCAUUUUACUCUAAUGUAUGACCGAUUCAAAAACUCAAAACUGGCCAACACAUUUCGCAUUAUUGUAUAUUUUUUUGCAUUGCAAGGCUAAUAAACAUUUUUUAGCUGAGAAUGCUGUUUAAAGCAAGCGAAGUUACUGUAUAGCCCUUUGAAAUGUGCAAAAGCACCAAAACGAGGCUAUAGUCAGUCUUCUUUGCUAAAUUUAGCAAAGAAUUUAAGAUUUAAUUUCUCAAAAAGAAUGCGUGGUAUUAUAAUUAUACUUUGUAAAAGUCUUGAAGUAUUUUAUGAAGCGGCAGAAAUUAUCUUGGUUGAAAUUAAUUUCGGAAGAACAAAGAAUAUUUUUCGAAUCGGCUUUUUCUCCGAUCCGAGUUCGUUUUUUCAUCUUCUGAUUUGGCAGAAAUGAACCCCAGAAUUGAAACCUUCAUGAUCAAAUCAGCUCAAUAUUUAAUGAUGUUUGAACAUCUAACAACACGUUUGAAAACUUUGUGAAGCGGAAAUUCCAUACAAACGUAUAGCAAAAAAAUAAAUCUCAAAACGCCAUACCAACAGUUUACCGUACCAAGUAAUUCAAGUAUUUGAUAGCCUGUUUUUAAUGGCAUAUGUAUUCAGUGAUUUCUUGCAUGGUAAUAAUAAAAUCUAAGUUUCCAAAACAUUUAAAAGUACACAACACGUUUGAUUUCAAUGCUGAGGUCCACUUUUGGCAAAGAUCUGUAGAUAGUGAGAUGAAAAGUUGAUGACUCAACUCGGAUCGGAGAUCACUGUAUUUUUUUUUCUUUUACCAUGAUUCAUGCACUAUCCAUGAUAAACCUUACUUUAAGGAAGGAAGGAAGGAAUGCAACAUGUAUUCAUGCACUUUACAAUUCGUUUCGUUUUAAACGUAGUAUAGACCAAUACAAACAACUUAUUUUGCCAUACACAUGUGACCUAGGACGUUCAACCUGUUUGCGAAUGUUCGCCCAUGCUGUUCAAUUGACGGUUACCCUACUGCGUACAAGGAUGUUAAUCUGGUUACUAUUCGAGAAAACACGGAAGGAGAAUACAGUGGCAUUGAACAUAUGGUAUGUACAAGUAUUUCAAUCAUCUAUUAUUAGUUGUUCAAUAAUUAUUACUACAGAUCCUAGAUGCAUGGGUUCCUGACAACAUGCAUGCAGGAACUUCACAACAUCGUCUUGUCUUGUUGUUAACGAUGACAUAUUAGGAAGCAUGAUAUUUUCUUGUGUUGGUGUAAUGUACUCAGGUGAAUAAGAUGCUUGUGGUGUUACUCUGAGUGUAUUAUCCACGCCAGGCAGGCUUGAAAAAUAUGCCUGGCCACGGUGGGAAUCGAACCUACGACCUUUGGAAUACUAGCCCAAUGCUAGUAUUCCAAUGUAAUGUGGAUAAUACACUCAGAGUAACAUCACAAGCAUCAUAUUAGGGAGCUUUAGCAACGAGUACGAGUACGAGUACGAAAUUGAUCGCGUGCGAGGAAAUCACCGUAGUCGUUCUCGUUUCCUUUCAAAUGUUGCUUUUAUAGUAGUAAACAAACAACGAAAGAAAAAUUUUCUAUAAACUAAAUCUCCAGCAGGCUAAAAUCCCCUACAAAAUGUGGAAAUAAGUCAUAAUAUUAAAAACAAGCCGGGAUUAUUUGCGCCGGAUAAACGCUACAAAUUAUUUUUGAAAAACAAAAAAAAGCCAAGUUUCUUUUUUUUUUUGAAAAGUCGUCGUGGGGACUACGAGAUUUCUCCACAAUGUCACAGAGUAGAGACAUACAGAGACGUAACUAGUGUGACCACUUUUUUUGUGCGCGUGCUCGGCAAGUUACUAGUUGCAUGCAUCUGAUUGGAUGACGACCUGAUGACGACUCACUUUAAACUUGCUGAGCACGCGCAGUUGAUCAGUUUUCGACCGGUCGCCUGAAAAAAAGUGGGUACAUGAUAACGUAAUCUUCCGCAGUGUUUACGACGGUCAGUUACGUCUCUGUAUGUCUCUACUCUGUGCCAAUGUCGUACUCAGAUGGGCGACGGCUACGACUUUUUCGCGUCAGUACGGGAUGGCUGGCGUAAGCAUACAGCAUGCGUUUCGCUUGACGAAUCUCGUACUCGUAUUCGUUGCUAAUGCUAAGGCUAUGUGCACACGGGCGUCGUUUUGCAGCGUUUUCAAAAACGUUUUUGUCCGUAAAAUCGUUUUGACGCCGUAUUCGCACAGCCCAAAGGAAAAUAUCUCGGAUAUAUUAAAUAAACUACAACUUCUGUCAUAAAUUGAUAGUGUUUGUAUCCGUUUUAGCGUGAAAACACAAAUGAAAACGCUCGAAAACGUUACCGUGUGCACAUAGUCUAAAGCUCCCUAUUUGCUAAAUUUUUUUCAAACUUGUGAGAGCUCGUUUCCUCAUUAUCCUGGAGGUUCAUAUCCGACCGCUACCUCGCACUGGCUUAGUACGUAUCUCAUUGGUUAAUGGUCCCUUAAUGGCACGGUUGCAGUAGUCGAAUAUUGAACCUCUGCUAAAAAUAUCCACAGUUCAAACAUGAAAGAUUUUCCUAAGUAUCGACCAAGAUUUUCUUUAAGCUGGAGUUUAGUUUCAUGAACAAAAACAACUCUCAUAAGAAUUGCUUGGUGUACCUUGAAAAAGACACGACCAUAGAAAUAAGUACCGCUAAGCAUACACGUAUCUGUAACAAGUGUUGUUGUUAACGAUGACAGAUUUGCAAAUUUUUUCCAACUUGUAAGAACUCGUUUUGUCAGUGUUACCUGCGAUUCUAGCUUGAGUUACGUAUGACAUUACCUCCCACUGGCUAAGUAGGCGUCUAAUUGGUUAAUCGGAUGUAUCAAACGCAUCUGAUUGGUUAAUAGUCCCUUAAUGGUAGCGGUAGUCAAAUCUGAACUUCUCUAAUAGAAAUGCAGGGAAUUGCACGAUGCGCAUAAUAAAAUAGCAAUAACCACAGAGAAAGAACGUUACACAAACAUUUAUUUCUUAUUCUUAAUCCUCUUACUAUACAAACUAAACAUCGCUAUACAUAUCACCUUUCGCCUUCGUACGAAAAAAAAACCCGUCACCACACGGGCGGCUAUUGUAGGACACAUUCACAGUACAUUGUAGGACACGUUGUCGGCUGACCGGGGCAUGCUGUAUUGCACCAGCCCGAAAACUUGUCGCCUUCUAUUGGUCUGCAUGUGCACACGGUGUCACUGCGCUUUUCCAUGUGAUUUUCUUUACCCAAAGGAGAGGCCACGGCUUCACUUCUUGGCAAGACUAUCAUCGCAUUCAUAAAAACAACGACUGCAAUCAUUGCGUAAAUCGCCAUCUUUUACCUAAAAUAUAAUUCAAACUUUACUUAAUGUUAUAAAUAUCUCAAGUCUUCAAAUAACACUGCCUAGGUCAUCUGGGUUUUUUUCCUUCUAAAGCUUGGAUGAAAUCAGGAUAAGAUUGCAUGGCAGUUGGUAGUCAUGCACGCGGCCUUGAUUAACUGUUCAGCCUGUUCUUAAUACUCUUCCAACACUUUCAUGUAAUAUUCUAUUUGAGCUAGUUGGAACACUCAUCAGACCUCUAUUUUGUGAAUCUAGAGGCCAAAAUUUCCACCUGACUGCCAACUCUGUUUAACAGGGGCUCUCAUCCUCGUUUACAAGUCGAUAUUGUCUUGUGCCGAGAUUGAUCACAGUGUGUGGCACCAUACGUUCUCUACGACCUACAUAUGCAGGCAGUUUUAUAUUUGACUUACGCAGGAAAUUUUUUUGGAUGUUACUGCCAUAUAUACGACUUAUUUCCCUUAACCUAUUGGCACGAAUAUUUGGAUUUAGUUCUACUCUACAAAAUAAUCAAUGGCUACACAUAUAUCGAUGACAGUGCGCGACCAACAAUGGCUGGUUCUGGAAAAACGAGGAACGAAACAAAUGAGAACUUAUAUAAAUUUUCAAUACCAUUUGCCAAUACGGUGACCUUCCAAACUUCUUAUUUCAUUAGAGCAUGUAAAAAUGGAACAUUUUGGGCUGUGAUCUUCGUCACAGAGAUAUUGGUCUUUUAUCAUCGUCAUAGACAUCUGUUCGUAAUAGGCAUCAAGUGCCAACUGAAGAUUGUUUUCUUGCACGUGAUGCUGUUAAACAAACACUCGAUGCUGUUCUGCAUGAUGGUUUUUAUGACGGAAUAACCAUUAGAACGUCUAGCCAAACACUUCCAACGUCUUGCGCACACUCUUUCCGACAUCACUUGUGGGAUGGCAAAACAAUAUAUGAUAUUGACCAGCAUUGAGGUUGUAGUUACCGAGGAGUGCUCCCCCCCCGGUUUUUGAAGCCGUCUGACUCGAGGCGCAACGAGCAUAGUAGUAUUAGAAUCACAGCUAAAAUAAACCUCAUGCUAAAUAUCAAGAUUUUGUUGCCAUCUCACUCUUGACGGGUAUUGUAGGAAAUUAUCGAGUGGAAAUUUAUAUACUGUACAUUUAUUAGAUCUAACCAGGAACAGUUGCGAAAAAUGCAACUUUAGGUCCCAGCAUGACAGGCGCUUGUGGUUAUAGACAGGGACGCCGGAACUGGGGGGGGGGGCAGGGGGGGGCAGCUGCCCCUCUUGCCUUUUGCUAGGGGGGCAAGGGGGGCAGAAGUGCCCUUUCAGUUGUAAAAUACUACCUGAUAAAUCACAUUUCCAGUGAUGCUUUUUCGGGCAAAAUCAUGAGAUUCAGGUAAUUUAUAGGCCCAGAGAAAGUUAAUUUACAAAAAUAAGUGUGAAUUUGGAAAAGAAUGAGAUUAAUUUACAAAAAUUUUAUUUUUGGAUAAAUGGAGAAAAUUGCUGAUGUCCGGAAAAAUUUUUUUUACGUAUAAACGAAAAAUUUUGAUAUGUCCGGAAAAAAAUUUUGAUCCUAAAAUGGUACACUGACCGAAUUUUUUUUGGCGACGGGGGGGGGAAGUUGCCCAGAAAAAUUUCAUGUAAACAAAAAAUUUUCAGGUAAAUUUCGAAUUUUUGAUCUGUAGAGGUGCCCUAUGGUGUGCGUCUGCCCCCCUUUGCCUUUUUAUCGUUCCGGUGUCCCUGGUUAUAGAGCUCGACAACUUGCCUCUGUAGCUCAGUUGGUUACAGCGCUACACAGGAACCUAAAGUUGUAUUUUGUGCAGCUGUUUCUGAUUAUAAUAUGCUUGUGAUGUUACUCUGAGUGUAUAUCCACACCGGGCAGGCUUGAAAAAUAUGCCUGGCCACGGUGGGAAUCGAACCUACGACCUUUGGAAUACUAGCCCAAUGCUCUGCCAACUGAGCUACGCGGUCAGGUCGGUUCGAGUAUGUGAUAUUUCGGAACUGAGUCUAUAGUUCCUUCGAUAUCAGUGUGUCACUAAUCUAAUAAUCAUGAUAUUUGCUGUGUUGGUGUAAUGUACUCAGGUGAAUAAGAUGCUUGUGAUGUUACUCUGAGUGUAUAUCCACACCGGGCAAGCUUGAAAAAUAUGCCUGGCCACGGUGGGAAUCGAACCUACGAUCUUUGGAAUACUAGCCCAAUAGUUCUAAUCAAUGUAUAUGAAUUAAAAUGGCAUCUCAUACGAAAAAAUCACAACCGGCUUAAAGUGAGGUGAUUCAGUUCUAGGACUGGAUCAAAUUAGGUAUCCAGUAUUAUCAUGUGAGGAAGUAAUUGGUUGGCUAAUUUACUCAUGAAUUGAUCAUUUAGGUUGUGGAUGGCGUCGUUCAAAGUAUUAAACUGAUCACGAAGCAGGCGUCUUCAAGAGUGGCUGAGUAUGCGUUUAGUUAUGCGAGAGCUAACAACAGACACACAGUGACCGCUGUACACAAAGCGAAUAUCAUGUAAGUUGAAAUUUGCUGCUUCACAUUGGGCAUAUAGGGCAAUUUGAUUUAUUUCUGCAGCUAGAUUUCUGCCAUUACAUAAUGGUCAACGACCAGUUCUCAGAGUAAGAAAAUACAGUGUGUAUAAUCCAACUUUGACAAGUUAUCAUGUGUUAUUACGUAUAUAGGUUUUACAUUAUUACGUAUAUAGGUUUUGUUUUCGAUAAAAUACAAAACAAUAGUCAUCAUCAAGAAAUGAAUGAUGAACAUAUUACAUAUGUAACAUCAUCAUCAUUCAUUUCCUGAUGAUGACUAUAGUUCAGUCGAAACGUCGAAAUAAAUUUUAAAAAUGUUUUCAAUUUUCGGAUUAUCUAUUGUUUUGUAUUUUAUCAAAAUACUCAGUUGUUCCCGUAAUUUUUGUUUUUGUAUUUAUAAAGAUCAGGCUUGUAGCUGUGAAAUGAAAUCUUUAUGGAAUCAUUGCGAUACAAAUGCGAGUUCAGUCUGCAAACGUCCAGUUGUGUAAAAUAUUUUAAUCACACAAUAGAACGUUUGCACACGACGUCACAGCCGCCAUGUUGGUCUUCCAAAUUCAAAAUAACCAACGUCAUCAACAUGACCGCCAUGGCUUUUGUUGAGUUGGUCUAUUUCGAUGCAAAAUUGCGAGUAGAAAUUUACCAAAACUUGAUGCUUACACCUGCGUUGCACCAUCUUGAUUUAAGCGACUUAAAUUUGAAUUCCAAGUGAGAAUAAUUUCAAUACUCGGACAAUAACUUUAUACACGCAAUUCCCAACGGUGGAAAAAUGCAAUUUCGAGCGGUAUUUUUAAUGUAUUUGUCUAUUUUUGAUCGCAAUGAUAUAUGCAAGAAAUGUAUCAUUCGACAGCUAAAAGCCUGAGCUUUAUUUAUUGUUAUGAAAAAUUAAAUGGUUAAAUGUAAUAUGCAAAUCACGAUAAGAAAACAUGUCAAAGUUGGAUUAUAUAUGUACCUUUUUUAUACUCCCUGCUACCUCCUCCGCAGGCCUUUCAAAAAUACAGGGAGGCGAAAACAAGCCUUCGUCUUAGAUUUCAAAUUUAACCUGCGACGGGCAUACGCAUUACGAGCUGUAUAGCCUGCGGAGGAGGUAGUACACCCUGUAUAUCGUAUUCUUACAGGCGUUUGCAUGGUAGCUAAGAAAUGAGAGACGUAAUUUCAUUGUCUUGCUCUAAACGUCAACAGUUCUAAACUUGAUCUAAACCCUGAAAACCACCAAUAUGAAAGUUUGGUGUUUCUGGUCUUUUUAGCUUUGAAUUCUUUCGUUAUAAACAGGAGAAAAUCUGAUGGACUGUUUCUCCAAUGUUGUCGUGAAGUCGCUGAGAAAUACAAAGACCUCAGAUAUCAGGAGACCUAUCUUGAUACGACUUGCUUGAACGUAAGGGAUAAUUGCUUUUAAUAUUUUAGGUUAUGGCUUUGCAAGAAUAAGUUUAAAUGUUCUGUUUGCAGAUUGUGAAAGACCCAAGUCAGUUUGACGUAUUGGUCAUGCCAAACUUGUAUGGUGAUAUUUUGAGGCAAGUCACCGAGCUCCUUACCAGGCCCUUCCUAAAAUUUUGAUAUGAAAGACAGCAUUGUGAAAACUAAAUCAUAAUGAAUGAAUACGAAGGUUGGGAAACUCGAUGCAGACCUAAUAGACUUCAUUAUCUGUGUUUAUGCAAAAACUGUCGGUUCAUUGUCACGUGUGCAUUGUUUUUUUACCCAAACAACCAAUAGCAGUGUGUUGAAUGUUGGUUUAAGUACCCAGCUGAAUGAAAACAUAGCUCUGGUGAAAAUACAAGUCUCGCGUGACGAUGAACCGACCAUUUUUUGCAUAAACCGGGACAAAAACAUAGAUAAUGGGUCUAGUAUUUCUGCAUCGAGUUCCCUAACCUUAUUCUAAUGAAUUAUAGGUAAAACGAAUCUUAAUCUAAAUUCCGGCCGCAAGUAUAUCGAGCUAAAUGUACAGGUCACUAUUUUUUCAACUUUGUUGUUUGCGAGCUAUUUCCAUACGAAAUAUAACAUUCUUGAAACCAGACUCUGAAAGCUGACAUGUGACGUCGAGGUAUUUGAUGUUAUAGAACAACACAAAUGCACAAUAUACUUCUAGAAUGCGAUCCAGCCUAGACCUAGGCCUUCUAUUUUUAUUUAUAUUUUUUUAAUAUUCAGCGCUUUUUCACAUGAAAAGACUGGGACUAGGUAAUUUGGGGGCGGGGCGGAGGAAGGACACAAGCCUGACGCAAGCGAAAAUAUAGAAGGCCUAGUGGAUUUCCCAACAACAAGGCCAAAACUGCCCUGAUUGCGAAAUGCCCAAUUGUUGCAUUCUCAAACAGAAUUAUUUGCAACUUAACAGCGAAUUUAAACCGAUACAGGUAAAAUAAACUCAUUUAUAGUAUAAACUUACUAUUUUUAUUUGUAUACACGUCUAGAAAAUCGGGUUUUUUAUCAUAAAGUUUGAAACAACACUAUUUAUAUAUGUUGACAAGGUGUAGCGAAACGGCACAAAAUAAUAAUUCUUUUAUUCGCAAGACAAUCUACUGUUUUGCUUUGAAUAACUAUAUUUGCGAAUUGGGAAUGAGGAAUUUGAAAUUAGUGUUCAAAUAUUACAGAUAUACCAUUUGUAUAAACAAUGUACGUUUUUAUAUACAGUACUGUACGGGCUAAUAAUAUAUGUAUCCGUUUUAUUUUGUAUAUUUUACAAACACAAGACUGCUUCUUGCCAAAAUUGAGAAAAUAUAUAUUAAUGUACUUGUGUAUAAGACAAAAUUUCAUGAAAGAUUCUACUUUUGGUAUAUAUUUUGACUCAUUUUGUGCUUUCGCUACACCUUGUCAACAUAUUAAAUAAUAGUGUUGCUUCGAACUUUAUGAUAAAAAACCGAUUUUCUAGACGUGUAUACAAAUAAAAAUAGUAAGUUUAUACUAUAAAUGAGUUUAUUUUACCUGUAUCGGUUUAAAUUCGCCGUUAAGUUGCAAAUAAUUCUGUUUGAGAACGCAAUAAUUGGGCAUUUCGCAACCAGGGCAGUUUCAGGGCAGUUUUGGCCUUGUUGUUGGGAAAUCAACUAGGCCUUCUAGGCUUGGUUCCUCCGCCCCGCCCCCAAAUCACCUAGUCCCAGUCUUUUGAUGUGAAAAACCGCUGAAUACUAAAAAAUAUAAAUAAGACUAGAAGGCCUAGGUCUAGGCUGAAUGCGAUCAUAAUAUACAGUACUUAAUCUGAUAACUCAUUAGCAUUUUGGGACGUAGAAACCAUGAUUUAACAAAUAUAAAACAUUUUCCGUGUUGAUAUACAGUUAUAUCAACACGAGUGGAAUUGGGAAAACGAGAAAUUGUAUGGAAACACGACACCCGAAGGGAGGAGUGUUUUCAUACAAUUUCGAGUUUUCCCAACUUCCACGAGUGUUGAUAUAACUAUAUAUCAAUACGGAAAAAAUGUUUUAUAUUUUUUUUAUAAUAUAGCAAUGUCAAAAGCCCGAAGGAUAAGAAAAAUUUCCGUGUUUACAAGCGGCGGAAAAUUUCCCGUGUUGACAUUGAGUUAUAUCAACACGGCUCUUAGCCAAUCAGCGUUCAGAAUUAACAAAUACUAUAUUAUAAAUACGUAUAUCAAACUAGCGAAACAACUGAACGAAAAACUGCAAAAGAAGUUACUCUAUAAGAAAUAAGAAAAAUUUUCGUUUCAUAUUUACGUAAAGUUAAUCGUAGUUUUGUCAUAUGACUUAUUUCUUUACUUGUUACAGUGAUCUUUGUGCUGGGUUAAUCGGUGGCUUGGGUGUCACGCCAAGUGGUAACAUUGGGGAAGAUGGAGUAGCCAUAUUUGAGUCGGUAUGUUUAUGACACGCUUUAUGUUAUAACAAUAAAAACAAGCUUUCUUUGGUAGGGAUGCGACUACCUGAAAAAUAUAAGUAGAAUUUCGACGUUUCGAGCGAAGGCCCUUCGUGUGGAGUCACUAUAGACGAAGGGCCUUCCCUUGAAAAGUCGAAAUUCUCCUUAUAUUUUUGAAGUAGUUGCAUCCCUAUCAGGGCCGCCGAGAGGUUGGCAGGAGCCCGGGGCAAAUUUUUUUUGGGGGCCCCCCUAUCAAAAAAAUAUUUCCGGAAAAAAAUUUUCCGGACAACAACCUCCCCCCCCGUCGCCAAAAUAUUUUCGGUCAGUAUACCAUUUUAGGGGUAAAAAAUUUUUCCGGACGAGUACGUUGCAAUUGCUUUCCAGGGACUUUAUCUCAUUUUUUAUGCCAAAUUUCGGUACUUAGCCCAAGAAAACAGAUAUCUUGUCCCUUGCGCGGAAAUAUUUAACACACAAAAAAGACUGGGGCCCAACAAAAAUUUUUCAGGGGCCCCCAGCACCUCGGGGCCCGGGGCAAUUUCCCCCCCCCUCUGCGGCCCUGAUCCCUACCAAAGAAAGCAAGUUUAUAGUGUCGGCACUACCUACACUGGCACAGACAGUUCAUUACUAUAACAAUAUCAUUUCUUGAGCUACUAUAUAGCAAAAUGUUCACAUAUUUGCAGGAUUGUAGUUUAAAACUCGUAUACUACCACUGUCUGCCUCCCUAUAGGUACACGGCACAGCUCCAGACAUCGCAGGUGAAGAUAAGGCGAAUCCCACGGCGUUGUUAUUGAGCGCUGUAAUGAUGUUACGUCAUAUGAACCUUGGUGACCACGCCAACCUUAUUGAACAUGCCACACUCGCCACUAUCAGAGAGGGAAAGGUAGGAGAUGUACGCCUGUAUUCUAAGAGCUCCCUCACGCUCACACUCCGAGAGUGGAGGUUCAAUCUGAGCUUUCCUUGAGUGUACUGUAAGUGCAGUUUGUAAACUACACUGACACUCAAGGGGAGCUCAGAUUGAACCUCCACUCUUUGAGUGUGAGUCGUUAGUGUUCAUGACGCAAUGCCCUUCACUUCUGUGACCAAGGAUUGGUAUACUGUAUAGUGUAGCAGAUUGGUGGCAAAAUUGUGCAUUUGUGCAUCAGGACAUUUUUUUGCUAUGGAGGCAUUACAGAUUAGCUCCUGGUUACCAUUUAUACCUAUCAAAGUACAAUCUUAUAUAAAAAAGUGAAAUUUCAAAGUUCACUUUUAGCAAAUAUCAUGGCCCUAUAUCGUUAGUACGUUAAAUUCAACAUGUAGCACGGUUUUCUAAGCCUAUCCCAAGUUAUGAACAGUCAAAAACCAUAAAAUGGUACAAAAAGGGUUAAAAGGUCACACAAUACUGAUUUUUAGUAGGUUCAAACUUAUAUGACUGCCAUUGUCUUCUAAUAGUUAAAUGAGAACGUUUUCAAAUAAAUAAUGCGUUCUUAAAUGUUGAACUAGGUCCGCACAGGAGAUCUCGGUGGCGAUGCCAGCUGUUCUGCAUUUACUGAAGAAAUUUGCAACAACUUAAAAAGAUGAUAAACAGCGAAAGAACACUCUGUCACAGUGUAAGAUCUUAUAUGUACACGCUCAAGCUAUUACUUGCAAAUAAUAUUGUUGACUUUUUAUUCACGUAGAAAGACACAGCGGAUAGCUUGAGUCAAAACAUUGCAAGUAAGUCAGCAAAUGAUAUACAGCUAUAUUUAAAGGUGAAAGAACAGAAGUAUAAUUGAGCUGUAAAUAUUUUAUGUGGAAAGAAAUGAAUAAACAUGACCACAAUGUUGAUAGUAUGGUACAGUAUCUUACAUUGUAGAGGUUGAUUACGGGGGUACUGGACAAAUACGAAAAGUAGUUUACGUUUUACAGCAUGCUAAAAUGCAGUAUUAUACACUCUCCAGGGGGGAGCUUAAACGUUUUUGCCCGACUUUUUGUGAAAUCUUGUAUGGAAAUGACCUGAAUAUAUUUUGUAAAACACUCGCCCGAAUAUUCUUCAUUUUUCUAGCAUUUGCGCAGAGCAGUACCCCACCCCCUUGCUUGUAUUUUACUCCAACAAAGAAUUAUUUUCUUUUACCAUAAUAUCUCAUUCAUACAGUAUAUAUUUCUGUAUCUUUAGUUUUUACCUUCUGUAUGUUAGUAUAAAGUUUUUAUCUUAUCUACAUCUUGAAGAUUUAGCUGUCAUGCCAACCCACUUAUGAGUUCAAACUAUCAACGUAUUUUCAAUCUUCUCCGGUAGUUCAGACGCAAACCACGACAGCUUAGUUGGUUUUUUUUGAAAACUACUUAGACUGGACUCCCACGUUAGCGAUAACGGCAGAUUAUUGUGGAAUACUAUACCUACACAGAGCGCCCACAUUUGAGAUAUCUUUUUUAGGUCGUUGCAUGCUUCUGAGUUCUGCCGCCCCUGUCUAAGUUAGCUUCAAAAAUUAUAUCACCAACAACACGAAUAUACUAAAGUCUGCUUUCAAUAUGGUCGUAAAUGUCGCGAAUGUGUUGUAACUGUCGUCAGAGAAGUGUUCGCGACCAAAUGGGAACAUGAAGAAAAGUCUUGUUGCGACACGCUUGUAACAGUUCACGACAGUUACAACUGCGUCGUCGAGAUAGACUCGAGUUCUAUCCAAGGGCGUCAAUCUAUCCCAAAAAGUGGAGGGGACAGACUCCAAAGGCAUUCCCAUGCAGCGUUUUGGAGGCACUUAUAAAGUUAUAUUAUAAUGUCCAUGAUCUUAAAUCCAUGUUUAACUAUGUGAGAAAUCCGCUAAAAACCAACAUGUCCUAGCCUGUGAACAGACGUUACUCUCGACGAAGCCUAACAUGUCCUCACCGGCUCACCCUUAUUUUAAUGCGAAUAAUACUAUUAAAUUAACCAUUUUCCUUAUUUUGAGGAUAAUCGUCUAUGUAAGGGAAACUCAGUUAAAACGCAAUUAUUUUUAAGUAUUUACAAUUUUACAUAAUAUAUGCGAUCAUGUCAGUAUUUGCUCCAAGCGACUACAGAAAGAUAAUACGUUCUGCUGCUUCUUAUUAAAUAUCUUCCUUUCAAUCACAUUAGGUUUUUAGAUAACCAAGAAGCAAAAUUUCGUUAAACAUGUCAAAAAAGUGGGUGGGGGGAUAAUUAGAUAUUCGUCCCCCAUUCCAAAAACUGGGGGGACGCGUCCACUCCAUAUCACAAACCCACCUCCCAGGAUUGACGCCCAUGGUUCUAUCUCGACGACAGUUGCGACAGGGUGGGAAAGGGUAUUUUCGUGAGCCGUGAAUGUUGAAUAUUUGUUCGUGUGACUUGUGAAAUGCUUGAUUUUAGUGUCGUGAAAUGUGAUUUGUUCUACAGCCGUGAGGCGUGAUUGUUGAUAAAAAUGCUCCGUGAAAUGAGAAUUAAGGAUGCCUGUUUCGUGAACUGUGAUUAUUAUAGUGAUUAUUAUAAUAAACAUGAUACGCGAUAAUCAAAUUUAUAUGAUCUCAAAUUUAUAUGAUCUCGGCGGCACGCGCGCCAUCAUGGCGUUCAGUCGGGGAUUUUUGUGCUCCCGCAAUUUAUUAAUAAUUUUGUAUAUUUAUUUGAUUUUGAAUGGUUCAAUUGUCAAAAAGCAAAGGGAGAAAUGUUUAUCUUGUACCAGUUCAAUUUUAUACGUCUCAGAAUUACUCGCUUGCUCAAGACCUGUCUAUAAUGGAAAUAUGCGAAGAAAAACCGUUAAACAUAAACCGUUAGGAAACUCGAUGUACUUCCUCCUUGGAUCAAGAUUGUUUAUAAACACUUCUAUUGCUAUCAUUCUUCUACGUUUAACUGGUGAUAUUGAAAGUAAUCCUGGUCCUGUGUUUGAAAUCCCUGGUUGUUUAAAAAGGGGGCUCAAAGUAAGUCAUCUUAAUGUACGAAGUUUACUUCCGAAGAUUGAUUUGGUACGCAUGUUUAUCAGCAAGAAUCCAUUUGAUGUUUUUACCUUAUCUGAAACUUGGCUUAAACCUACAGCUACUGAUGCAGAAAUUAACAUACCAAACUAUCUAAUUACUCGUCAAGACCGUAAAGAUAAAGCUGGUGGCGGGACAGCUAUUUAUGUCAAGGAGAGUUUACCAUAUCGAACACGUGAUGAUUUAUGUAGUAAAACAAUUGAAACAUGUUGGAUUGAGAUUAUACGACCUCGUACGAAAUCAAUGUUUAUUUGCUCGGCCUAUAGACCGCCAGAACUUCCACUAAGUAAAUUUAUUGAGGAACUAAACAAAGAACUUGCCAAAAUUCCAGAAAACGCAGAAAUUGUUUUAUUGGGUGAUUUCAAUGUCGACUACAAACAACGCUCAACGGAUAGAUCGCGCAUGCAAACACUUGCGCGAGCUCACUCGAUCGAACAAAUCGUUAUGUCACCAACAAGAAUUACGGAAAAAACGCAAUCAAUGAUUGAUUUGAUUUUUGUGAACAAUAAUCCACGCGUUGUUUCUAGCGGAGUUUUCCCUUUGUCAAUCAGCGAUCAUUCCCUUAUAUACUGCACAAUUAAAGCUGGACUUCCUAAAUCUGGCGGAUGUUAUAGGGACAUUAAUUAUCGUUGCUACAAACAUUACAAUGAAGGCAAAUUUAGAGACGAUGUAGGAAAAUCAGAUUGGACUUUCAUUGACUCGUUAAAUGAUAUUAAUGAAAUUACCAAUAAGUUUUGCGAAACAUUUUGUGAAUCGGCCAAUAAGCACGCCCCUAUGAAAACCAAGAGAGUAAAAUCUAUCGUAAGAGCACCAUGGAUGACCCCUGAACUUCUUAACCUCAUGCGAGAACGCGAUUUUCAUUUAAAACAUGCCCAAAAGUAUAAUUCAGAAUACCACUGGAAUACCUACCGCGAUCUUAAGAAUUUCAUAAACCAGCAAGUUAAGAUAUGUAAAUCCAACUACUAUCAAAAUCUGAUCAAUGACAACAGAGAUAAACCUGCUGAACUUUGGAAAACAAUUAAUGAAGUCACUUCUCGCAAUCCAACUAAAACCACUCCUUCCUGUAUUAUCAGUGAAAACGUCCCGGUAAACGACCCACGUUCCAUCGCAACAAUCAUGAACGACUAUUUCUCAUCUAUAGGAUCCACGCUUGCGAACAAAAUUAAAGAUCUAAUCAAACCCAAACCGACUAAGACCACCGCUACAUCACCCCAUUCCUUUAAUUUCAAAGAAGUUGAUGAAGUGUCUGUGUUGCAGGAACUGAGUAAAUUAAGAACUACCAAAGCCACUGGUCUGGACGGAAUUAGUGCUAAACUACUUAGAGAUUCCGCCUAUAUAAUCGCACCAUAUUUGACCAAAAUUUUCAACCUCUCCUUACGCUGUGGCUCAUUUCCCGACAUCUGGAAGAAAGGUAGAGUUACUCCAAUUUUCAAAUCUGGAGACCCAACUUCAUCCAACAACUACCGACCAAUCACCAUCCUACCAACCUUGAGUAAGUUACUAGAACGAAUCGUCCACCAUCAAGUUUACAAUUACCUGCAAGAACACAAGUUACUAGCUUCCCAACAAUUCGGUUUUCGCUCCAAACUGUCAACCACCAUUGCUCUGGCACAUUUUACUGAGCAGAUACUGGAUAAUCUCGAUCACAGAAAAAUCACUGGUGCCGUCUCUAUCGACCUAAGGAAAGCUUUUGAUACCGUAGACCAUACCAUCUUAUUGGAGAAAUUGAAAACAAUCGGUUUUACCUCGUCUGUUCUCGACUGGUUCUGCUCGUAUCUAUCAAACCGUACCCAAGUAACCGUGAUCAACAGUUCAAUGUCGCAACCCAAGCCAGUAACUGUCGGAGUCCCUCAGGGAAGUAUUCUUGGACCACUUCUCUUCCUUAUUUAUAUUAAUGAUCUACCUGAAUGCUUGACCCACUGCAAGUCGAUACUUUAUGCCGAUGAUACACUCCUUUAUUACUCUGCAGAAAGUAUUUCCGAUCUACAGUCAAAACUCAACUCCGACCUACGAUCCCUUUCUGGUUAUCUUAACAACAACCUCCUUACACUCAAUCAUGACAAGACAAAGUUCAUCAUUUUCGCCGGUAGACAACGCCUAAGAUCCAUCUCCAACAUCAACAUCUCUAUUUGCAAUCGGACGAUAAAACAAGAUCAAUCGUUGAAAUAUCUGGGCAUCACAAUUACCGAGAACCUUACCUGGCAUGAACAUAUUGAGAAAUUAAUGGGGAAAAUCAACCAAAGAUUGGGAUUGCUGCGCCGUGUGAAAUCUUUCUUACCGCUGGAUGCAAGACAGAUUUUCUAUACUUCGACAAUACUACCGCUAUUUGACUAUGCCGAUGUAAUUUGGGGCGAUAAAAACAAUUCAGCACUCAUGAACUCCUUGCAAAGUUUGGAAAAUAAAGCAGCUAAAUUAAUACUAGAUCUCCCUCCUCUUUCGUCGGCAACCGAAGCUCUCGCUACAUUACACUGGUCAACUCACUCAUCUCGCAGAUAUAAACAUCGUUGUAUCUUUAUCUACAAAUGCACUAACGGACUGAUAGAUUUCGACUUCAAUCUCACAACUAACAGCAGAAUCCAUUCCCACAGUACAAGAUCGUGUAACAACCUCCAUCUCCCAAAAGUCAACACCAACUGGGGCAAACAUAAACCAACCUACUUCGCUUCGAAAGACUUUAACAACUUGGACGUUUCCGUCAGAAACAUUGAUUUUUUGAGUCAAUUUAAGUCUUUACUAAGGUCACAUACCAUACCAUACCAUAUAACUAUUCUUAGCUGUACUUACUAGAUAUAGUUAAUUAUUCGUUUCCUUAUGUCGUCACGUUGUAUAUUAAUUGUAUAUAUUUAUAUAAGUAAAUUUUGUUAAUGAUUGUAUCAUGCAGGACCCCACUGAAAAACACAUUAGUGAUGUGGGUAUCCUGGAUAAAUAUAAUUAUAAAUAAAUCUCACUUGACUGCACAAGAGAAAAAACUUCGGAGGCAUUUCCCGAGGUUCCUGACGCUUAGGACAAGGUUCCUGACGCUGAGGGCAAGGUUACUGACGCUGAGGACAAGGUUCCUAGCAGUGAGGACAAGGUUCCUGGCGGUGAGGACAAGGUUCCUGGUCGUGAGGACAAGGUUCCUGCCGGUGAGGACAAGGUUCCUGGCGGUGAGUACAAGGUAACUGGCGGUGAGGACAAGGUGCCUGGCGGUGAGGGUAAGGUUCCUGGCGGUGAGGACAAGGUUCCUGGCGGUGAGGACAAGGUUCCUGGCGGUGAGGACAAGGUUCCUGGCGGUGAGGACAAGGUUCCUGGCGGUGAGGACAAGGUUCCUGGCGGUGAGGACAAGGCUCCUGGCGGUGAGGACAAGGUUCCUGGUGGUGAGGACAAGGUUCCUGGCGGUGAGGACAAGGUUCCUAGCAGUGAGGACAAGGUUUCUGGCAGUGAGGACAAGGUUCCUGGCGGUGAGGACAAGGUUCCUGCCGGUUAGGACAAGGUUCCUGCCGGUAAGGACAAGAUAACUGGCGGAGAGGACAAGGUUCCUGCCGGUGAGGACAAGGUUCCUCGCGGUGAGGACAAGGUAACUGGCGGUGAGGACAAGGUACCUGGCGGUGAGCAUAAGGUUCCUGGCGGUGAGCACAAGGUUCCUGGCGGUGAGCACAAGGUUCCUGGCGGUGAGGACAAGGUUCCUGGAGGUGAGGACAAGGCUCCUGGCGGUGAGGACAAGGUUCCUGGUGGUGAGCACAAGGUUCCUGGCGGUGAGCACAAGGUUCCUGGUGGUGAGGACAACGUUCCUGCCGGUGAGGACAAGGUACCUGCCGGUGAGAACAAGGUUUCUGCAGGUGAGGACAAGGUUCCUGCAGGUGAGGACAAGGUUCCUGGCGUUGAGGACAAGGUUCCUGGCGUUGAGGAAAAGGUUCCUGGCGGUGAGGACAAGGUUCCUGGCGGUGAGGACAAGGUUCGUGGCGUUGAGGACAAGGUUCCUGGCGGUGAGGACAAGGUUUCUGGCGGUGAGGGCAAGGCUCCUGGCGGUGAGGACAACGUUCCUGGCGGUGAGGACAAGGUUCCUGGUCGUGAGGACAAGGUUCCUGCCGGUGAGGACAAGGUUCGUGGCGGUGAGGACAAGGUUCCUGGUGGUGAGAACAAGGUUCCUCGCAGUGAGGACAAGGUUCCUGGCGGUGAGGACAAGGUUCCUGGCGGUGAGGACAAGGUUCCUGGCGGUGAGGACAAGGUUCCUGGCGGUGAGGACAAGGUUCCUGCCGGUGAGGACAAGUUCCUGGCAGUGAGGACAACGUUCCUGGCGGUCAGGACAAGGUUCCUGGCGGUGAGGACAAGGUACCUGGCGGUGAGGACAAGGCUCCUGGCAGUGAGGACAAGGCUCCUGGUGGUGAGGACAAGGUUCCUGGUGGUGAGGACAACGUUCCUGGCGGUGAGGACAAGGUUCCUGGCGGUGAGGACAAAGCUCCUAGCAGUGAGGACAAGCUUUCUGGCAGUGAGGACAAGGUUCCUGGCGGUGAGGACAAGAUUUCUGGUCGUGAGGACAAGGUUCCUGCCGGAGAGUACAAGGUUCCUGCCGGUGAGUACAAGGUUCCUGGCGGUGAGGAAAAGGCUCCUGCCGGUGAGGACAAGGUUCCUGGCGGUGAGCACAAGCUAACUGUCGGUGAGGACAAGGUUCCUGGCGGUGAGGACAAGGUACCUGGUGGUGAGGACAAGGUACCUGGUGGUGAGGACAAGGUUCCUGGCAGUAAGCACAAGGUUCGUGGCGGUGAGCACAAGGUUCCUGGCGGUGAGCACAAGGUUCCUGGCGGUGAGGACAAGGUUCCUGGCGUUGAGGACAAGGUUCCUGGCGUUGAGAACAUCGCUCCUGGCGGUGAGGACAAGGCUCCUGGCGGUGAGGACAAGGUUCCUGGUGGUGAGGGCAAGGUUCCUGGCGGUGAGCACAAGGUUCCUGGCGAUGAGGACAAGGUUCCUGGCGGUGAGGACAAGGUUCGUGGCGGUGAGGACAAGUUUCCUGGCGGUGAGGACAAGGCAACUGGCGGUGAGGACAAGGUUCCUGGUGGUGAGGACAAGGUUCCUGGCAGUGAGCACAAGGUUCCUGGCGGUGAGCACAAGGUUCUUGGCGAUGAGCACAAGGUUCCUGGCGGUGAGGACAAGGUUCCUGGCGUUGGGGACAAGGUUCCUGGCAUUAAGAAACAAGGCUCCUGCCGGUGAGGACAAGGUUCCUGGCGGUGAGGACAAGGUUCCUGGUGGUGAGGACAAGCCUCCUGGUGGUGAGGAUAAGGCUCCUGGCGAAGAGGACAAGGUUCCUGGUGGUGAGGACAAGGUUCCUGGCGUGAGGACAAGGUAACUGGCGGUGAGGAUAAGGUUCCUGCCGGUGAGGACAAGGUUUCUGGCAGUGAGGACAAGGUUCCUGGCGGUGAGGACAAGUUUCCUGGUGGUGAGGACAAGGUUCCUGGCGGUGAGGACAAGGUUCCUGGUCGCGAGGAUAAGGUUCCUGCCAGUGAGGACAAGGUUCCUGGCGGUGAGAACAAGGUUCCUGGCGGUGAGCACAAGGUUCCUGGCGGUGAGGAGAACGUUCCUGGCGCUGAGGACAAGGGUCCUGGCGGUGAGGACAAGGUUCCUGGCGUUGAGGACAUGGUUCCUGUUGGUGAGGACAAGGCUCCUGGUGGUGAGGACAAGGCUCCUGGCGGUGAGGACAAGGUUCCUGGUGGUGAGGACAAGGUUCCUGGCGGUGAGGACAAGGUUCCUGGCGGUGAGGACAAAGUUCCUAGCAGUGAGGACAAGGUUUCUGGCAGUGAGGACAAGGUUCCUGGUGGUGAGGACAAGGCUCCUGGUCGUGAGAACAAGGUUCCUGCCGGUGAGGAGAAGGUUCCUGGCGGUGAGGACAAGGUUCCUGGCGGUGAGGACAAGGUUCCUGGCGGUGAGGACAAGGUUCCUGGCGGUGAGGACAAGGUUCCUGGCGGUGAGGACAAGGUUCCUGGUGGUGAGGACAAGGUUCCUGGCGGUGUGGACAAGGUUCCUGCAGGUGAGGACAAUGUUCGUGGCGGUGAGGACAAGGUUCCUGCCGGUGAGGACAAGGCUCCUGGCGGUGUGGACAAGGUUUCUGCUGGUGAGGACAAGGUUCCUGGCGGUGAGGACAAGGUUCCUGGCGGUGAGGACAAGGUUCCGGGCGGUGAGGAGAAGGUUCCUCGCGCUGAGGACAAGGUUCCAAGCGGUGAGGACAAGGUUCCUAGCGCUGAGGAAAGGUUUUUGGCGUUGAGUACAAAGUUCCUGGCGGUGGGGACAAG